AACAUCUCUUAUUUAAAUUGCAUUCUUAAUUCUUGCAUGUAUAUUGAUAUUGGGAUAAAUGAUAAUGAAAUCCAGCCAGAUAGGUCAUUGGAAAUUAUUUAUUAAAUAAUAAGGUACAAUUUACUUGUUAAAAAAAGUCUGUUUGUAGCAAGGUUAAUAUGGUACCCUAGCUCUGCAAAAUACAUGUAUUGUAGAUCAUUCUCAAGAAUUUUCUUUAUAAUAACAGCAUCGCAGGAGGUCUCUUGAAGAGGAAGAUUCGAGAACCAGUAGGAAGGAAAAAGUCUAUGAACUAUGAAAUGGAAGACCGGAUGGAAUUGAAAAGAAAGAUAUUGGAACAGAAAGAGAGAAAAGUAAUGACACUGGAGAGAAUUGCGAUGACCCUAGAAAGACGGAUUCACCGUUCACCAGACUCUCUCUUUCUAUCUCUCUCUCUCUUUCUCUCUCUCUCUCUCUCUCUCUCUCUCUCUCUCUCUCUCUCUCUCCUCUUUCUGUCUCUCCUAUUAUUAAAUGUUGUUAACAGCUUAACACAUUUUGUUGCCGUAGCUCUCUGAUAGUUAUUUUAUCUUUUUAUUAGAUGAGAGAAAUUGUCACUUCUGAAAUGUGUUUACUUAUAAUGUUCAUCAGUGCUGGGUCUAGGGGAAAAAGUAAAUCGUACACAUGUAUACAUGGUUGAUAUCAUUAUUUUUUAUGCCUAAUUAAAGUCUAGAGGCCACCUGUUGUCUUAAAUUCCGUACAGUCUGUGCAGCUGCUCCAUGAUACACAGCAUUGUUCUGCUGGUUGGCCACAACUCCACCUUGUCGCAAAGGGAUCUUUUCAUUGAUUGCUUUAUCAUGCAUGUCUCAAUUAUUAAGGAUCACCUCUUCGGUUUAAAGGGAAGAUAACCUCCACUGAUUUUCAAACAUCUAUAACAAAACUUUAAUUUUACUUUAUUUUUACUUACCGGUAUUAAUAGUGUCUUUUAAGGAUACAUGCAGUUGUAAUUCCUUAUUUACCUGAACCUUGACUUCAGCACCCCAUAGGCUCGUUCCACCACAUUUCUGGUUUUGCUGUGUGCCACAUUGUAACGCUCCUCAGCAGGUGUGGAUGUUAAAUGGGUUGCUAAAUGGAGUCAUCAUGUUAUCAUUAAGAGGGUAACCUGACUCUCCCAGUAACCACCCUCCUCUUGCUAAGAUCUUCAAGAUUUCAGGCAGACUGGAAUUGUUGAAAUUUGUUUGUUUCAGUGACAGAUAAAAUGCCGAAACCAAAACAGGAAGAAGGAAAAGUUGCUGAAAGAAGAACAACACGCUCUAAGACGAAAGGAGGAAGAGACAGGAACAAUAGGGAACCGGAAGUGAAGAAAAAGAAGAGGACGAAACAUAGUGUUCAACAAAAACAAGAUGGAGACGAUAGGGAAGAGACAGAAUUGAUUUCGGAAAAUCACAAUUUGCAGAUCAAACACAUAACGGGACUUUGGGAUUAUUUACAAUUCGUUAUAGGCACAGAACAUGAUGUUGAGAUCCGACGAGUUGUGCAUAAACUUGUUGAGGAAGUGAAAUGGGUUUCACAACUUGAAAGGGACUAUAUUAUGGGAAGUACUGGUGAAGGAUUUGCAUUUCCAUGGAGAGAUCUUGAUAGCAUGGUGUCUGUGUUGACAUGUAAUGUUAUUACCGAAUCUAAAGAGCACAAAAACACCAAAAGUGAAGUCAUACAUGUAGCAAGUGAUGCAGACUGCCAACCGGGCUUUUGCCAGUUAAUACCAUAUUCGCGACGGUACACAAUAAACAAGGUUGAUGAUAUGUGUUUUUCUAGGAUUUCCUUUACAAAGGAUAAAUUAAAGUAUCGUACAAAUAAAAACCCCGAUACCAGAAUUCAUGGACCAUGUAUUAGAUCAGAUAGUCCGAUUGGAUUCGACAUGUGUUAUACUCUGCCCAUCGAUCCGAUUUCUUCCAAUGAGUUUUUAAAAGAAUUUCAGACAAAGUUUUGGAAUAAUGUCAAAGAAGAAGUUUUAGAAAAAAAUAUUACUGUCAUGCAUGUGGCUCCUAAAAGUCCUCCUGAAGGUGAUACCAAGGGCUUUCAAUGGCUUAAGUCUUUUGCAGUCCUUGAACAACGUAUCGUCCAUUCACUCAAUCACGUGCAAUUUUGCUGCUAUGGAUUGUUGAAAAUUCUACUCCAUUACAGCAUUGAUGCAGAUCAAGAAAUUAACGACACACUUUGUUCAUACCAUUUGAAAACAGUUCUGUUCCAUGUAUUAGAAGACAUUCAUCUAGACUUCUGGAUUCCAAGCAAUAUUUUGUACUGCUUUUGGAUUUGUUUAACACGACUUUUAUUAUUUGUCAAGAAAGGGAUGUGUCCUAAUUAUUUUUUGCCCAAAAGUAACCUUUUCCUAAAGGCUGGUCUGUUGGCGAGAAAGGGCAAAAUUGAGAAAAAAAUCCUCCAUGUCCUUCAAUCUGGAGCGCCUUACCUGUGGUCUAUUAUUAUCCAGUUGGGUUUCAGAGACUCGGGUAUGUUAGGGCUGCAAGGUACAUGUAUGCUGCAUGGAAAGCUGAAAAGGUUCAUUACACUGUCUGGAUCAUUAAAAAAUAUGAAGGGACAUCAAACAACGUAUCAUCAAUGUAUGUUUUCUAUUUUGAAAUUGAUGAACCUUUUGCAAAAUGAAAACAACGAUAUAAAACGUGCGGUGCUGAAUCACAUGUUCUCGGAUGUUAUGAGAAGAGUUGGACUUAUCUUAUAUGAAAAAUUUGUACUGACAGGUUUCACUAAGUAUUUACUAACAGCGGAAGCAGCUUUUAAUUUGGUGCAACAUUCAUCUUCAUCGAAUAUUCUUUACUUAGCUACAUUAUGGUAUUGUGAAGGAAAAUUCAAACAGUCUAUAAAAGUUCUCAAGGAACUCCUUGCUGUCAUAUAUCCGUCAAGACAUACAUGUAUGAUUAGGCGGGGACUGUCAUGUAGUUUCACAUAUUUAAUCAGAAACUAUGAGUACAGACUUGUGUAUUUAGAUAGGGGAUCCAGUUUCCUCCCAAAAGCUAUUGAAAUGUAUGUCAACAAGUUUGAAAUUUCUGAUUUCUCAAUGUAUGAUAAAUCAUACGCAUUGUUUCUAAUUUUCCUGAGCUAUCUGGCGGUGGGAAAGAAAAAAAAAUGCAGAAAAACGCUUUAUAACUUGCAAAAAUCCAUUAACGACGCACAUUUUCUUGUGUUCGUAAAUGAUCCUUUUGUAGAAAGAAAUUCCAAAACCCUGGUAUCGGUUGCAGAGAAUAUGAUGAAAGAAUUAUGUUGAACACAUUUACAGGUCAAUCAAUCAUGCAUGUACAGAAGUGUUGAACACAUUUACAGGUCAAUCAAUCAUGCAUGUACAGAAGUGUUGAACACAUUUACAGGUCAAUCAAUCAUGCAUGUACAGAAGUGAUAUGGAAAGUGUUUUACAUUUCAUUGAUUUAAAAUUCAUUAAAUGAAAAUGU
This is a messenger RNA of Ostrea edulis (European flat oyster), 3434 nucleotides long. RefSeq lists its product as uncharacterized. Bases 1232 to 3253 code for a protein of 673 amino acids. The record is from RefSeq and is a predicted model, not a curated record. NCBI's taxonomy places the organism in Eukaryota, Metazoa, Mollusca, Bivalvia, Ostreida, Ostreidae. The transcript is spliced from 4 exons.